GCAUUCUCGGAUAGGACUUUACCUGACAAAACAGGAGAAACGAAAGAAAAAGUCAGAAAAAAAAAGCAGACAUCAAAACAGUGUUAACUUCUGUUUUUUCAAUAAACCUACAAUGGCUGUGGUUUACGAGCAGCGCUCUCCUGAGAAUGGUGCUACUAACUGUAUCAACCAAAGUUUAGACAACAUCCAUUCUGAAGCCAAAGCCCUUCACUUUAUUUACGACCGCCAUUUAUUUGACAGCUAUGCAAUUGCACUAGUCAACAAUGAUGAGCUUUAUGAGAAAUGGAAAAUUACAGAUCCUAAAUUCUGGAGUUCUGACGAUGUGCUCGACUGGCUAUAUUACAUCGGCGAAGAAAACGACGUAGACUUUGGGAAUUUUUCAGCCGAAUCUUUCCAGUGUUUGAAAGGUGAAGACCUCCUCUUAAUGCCCCCGCAAGAAUUUCGUCGAUGUGAACCUACCUACGGCGAACUGAUAUAUUCAAGCUUUUUACGUCUUACUAGCCGGCAAAUGGAUGAACUGGGCUAUCAAGUUACAGAAGCGAACACCAGAGCGUCUGAUACAAACGUGUACACCAUAAUAAGAGAAAUAAUGGCGUCAGAGAACAAUUUUCAGUCAGACGACCAAACUUGUUUCAACGCUAACCUUAACCAAAAAGAACAUUUUAAUGAUUCCACUGAACAUAAUCAUCUUCCCUGUUCUUCGUUGCAUGAUGAACCAACCAAUGUUCAGUUCCCACUAGACGUCUCCUUAAACCAAAUCCAAUAUGAUUAUUUGCAGCCAAAAACUGAAUACCAAAUCGAUGAGGAAACAGAUUGCUUCCAAAAUUUAUCAUAUACCACAUUAACAAACAAAAUGGACUGUGAAUCCAAGCCCGACCUCUCAUCUCUCAACACAACCAAAUUAAAAGAGGAGGACGACUUACACACUUCUCGUAGUCCGAAAUCUCUCAAACAAAUGGGUAAAAACGUAACAAGACCCUCUCGUAAACCAACCAAAUGCAAAGCAGCAUCUACGUCGUCCAAGAGUCACUUAAAAGCGCAUAACACCAAAACCAAAAAGACCCGAGCUGGUUGGUAUACAAUAAAUGGGUUCUUUAUUCAUAACCAUGAGGGUUAAAACGAGUGAAGGCGCGUGGUUUAAUGGUUACGGGCAUUUCGCUCGCGAUCGUGAGUUCGAUUCCCGGUGACGCGUUGAGCACGACACUUCAUUUCACGUUUAUGUGCACUUUAGUCUUCACAUCAUGAGAUGAUUGUUAACGAGCGUCACCGUCAUGUAAGCGAUAUUGUUCUUUGCUAGUCGUUCAUGAAAAACGUGCCUGGGAAUGGGAAAUAUUACCUUGCUUAGUAACAGGUGAAGGUUGGCGACUGGGAGGGAAUCCUUUUGUAGAAAACCUACCUCAACGAAAUUCCGUCUAAUCUAUGCAAGCCUGGAAAAUUAGAUGCUUCCAGGGUCAAUUGAAUAAGUACCAG
This is a messenger RNA of Octopus bimaculoides (California two-spot octopus), 1470 nucleotides long. RefSeq names its product ETS homologous factor-like. Gene Ontology annotation, cellular component: nucleus. The record is from RefSeq and is a predicted model, not a curated record. Gene Ontology annotation, molecular function: sequence-specific DNA binding; DNA-binding transcription factor activity, RNA polymerase II-specific. Gene Ontology annotation, biological process: regulation of transcription by RNA polymerase II; cell differentiation. Lineage: Eukaryota; Metazoa; Mollusca; Cephalopoda; Octopoda; Octopodidae.